AUGCUAAGAAAUAUUUUGGUGAGAAGCGCUGGCAGCCAUUUAAAAUUUGGUGGUAGAUGUAUGAAGUCACCAGCUCUUUUAGGAUGCUAUAGAAGAGUCAACUAUUAUUCCACCAAGAUACAAACAAGACUGACUAGUGAGAACUACCCAGAUGUACACAGAGACCCUAGAUUCAAAAAAUUGACAUCUGACGAUUUACAUUAUUUUAAAUCUAUUUUAUCGGAACAAGAAAUAUUACAAGCCAACGAAUUAGAAGAUCUCUCAUUCUAUAAUGAAGAUUGGAUGAGAAAGUACAAAGGACAGUCAAAGCUAGUAUUAAGACCUAAGUCUGUGGAAAAAGUUUCUUUGAUUUUAAAUUAUUGUAACGAUGAAAAAAUUGCCGUUGUCCCUCAAGGCGGUAACACUGGGUUGGUAGGUGGUUCCGUGCCUAUUUUCGAUGAACUAAUUCUGUCAUUAGCCAAUUUAAACAAAAUAAGAAAUUUUGACCCUGUGUCAGGGAUCUUGAAGUGCGAUGCUGGUGUAAUCUUGGAAAAUGCUAACAAUUACGUAAUGGAACAAAAUUAUAUGUUCCCAUUGGAUCUGGGAGCUAAAGGCUCCUGCCAUGUUGGUGGUGUGGUUGCAACCAACGCUGGAGGACUACGAUUAUUACGUUACGGUUCACUACAUGGAAGCGUGCUAGGCUUGGAAGUGGUGAUGCCCAAUGGUCAAAUUGUCAAUAGCAUGCAUUCCAUGAGAAAAGACAACACCGGCUAUGAUCUGAAACAGCUGUUCAUUGGCUCAGAAGGUACUAUUGGUAUCAUCACUGGUGUUUCAGUCUUAACUGUUCCUAAACCAAAGGCGUUUAAUGUAUCUUACUUGUCUGUUGAAAGUUUUGAAGACGUUCAAAAAGUUUUCGUCAGAGCCAGACAAGAAUUAUCUGAGAUUUUAUCCGCUUUUGAAUUUAUGGAUGCUAAAUCUCAAAUAUUGGCAAAAAGCCAAUUGAAAGAUGCCACUUUUCCCUUGGAAGAUGAGCAUCCAUUUUAUAUUCUUAUUGAGACGUCAGGGUCAAACAAAGAUCACGAUGAUUCCAAACUUGAAACAUUUUUAGAAAACGUCAUGGAAGAAGGCAUAGUAACGGACGGUGUAGUGGCACAGGAUGAAACCGAAUUGCAAAAUUUGUGGAAGUGGAGAGAAAUGAUCCCAGAGGCAAGUCAAGCCAACGGCGGUGUUUACAAAUACGAUGUUUCUUUACCAUUAAAGGACCUAUAUUCUCUAGUUGAAGCCACUAAUGUAAAACUUUCUGAAGCUGAGUUAGUUGGUGAUUCGCCCAAACCCGUAGUGGGUGCCAUUGGAUACGGCCAUGUGGGUGAUGGUAAUCUGCACUUAAAUGUUGCCGUUAGAGAGUACAACAAAAGCAUUGAAAAAACUCUAGAGCCAUUUGUCUAUGAAUUUGUUUCCUCAAAACAUGGUUCCGUUAGUGCCGAACAUGGCCUGGGUUUCCAAAAGAAAAAUUACAUUGGCUAUUCUAAGAGUCCCGAAGAAAUUAAAAUGAUAAAGGAUUUAAAGGCUCAUUACGAUCCUAAUGCUAUUCUAAACCCUUAUAAGUACAUUUGA
Molecule: messenger RNA, 1593 nt
Organism: Saccharomyces paradoxus
Lineage: Eukaryota; Fungi; Ascomycota; Saccharomycetes; Saccharomycetales; Saccharomycetaceae
Gene: DLD2
Product: D-lactate dehydrogenase
Exons: 1
Coding region: 1-1593 (530 amino acids)
Cellular component (GO): mitochondrion
Molecular function (GO): catalytic activity; FAD binding
Source: RefSeq, a predicted model, not a curated record